CACCUUGUUUAUAUAUAAAUACAAGUUAAGUUUGAUACCUCAAACCCAAUUCACUUCCUUCUCCUCUUACCCUAAUAAUUCCACCGCUACAACAUUCAUAACUUAAAAGUUGUAGGCAUUUACAUGGCAACCAUUCAAGCUUCAUGCAAGUUGUUUUCUUCUUCUUCUUCUUCUUCAUCAUGUUCUCGUAGAUUCAUGAUUAAAUCCAAUAUAUUUGUACCCCAAGUUCGGAUUAACGCUCCUCUUCAUCAUCUCCCUAAGCUUUCUACCAGAGGCUUGAUGGAGGAACUAGAAAGAAGAAAUGGUUACCGUGAAAUGGGAAGCCCAAUGGAAAAAGAUUCCAGAUCCUGGAUCAAUACUAAUAUUUCUACAUUAAAAAGUAGCGAACCUUCUGAUCCUAUGGUGAUAGCCAAGCUUUAUGCAAUAAUGGAGGCGGUGGCGGACCGGGUGGAGAUGCAUGAAAAUAUCGGAAAGCAAAGAGAUAACUGGAACCAUCUUCUUUUAACUUCCAUCAAUACUAUUACUCUCACUGCUGCUACCAUGUGUGGACUUGCGAGUGGCGCACCUCAAUCAGCCUUCAAGAUUUCCUCAACGAUUCUCUAUCUUGCAGCUGCUGGCAUGUUGACUAUAAUGAACGCUAUCCAACCAUCCCAACUAGCUGAAGAACAAAGAAACGCGUCCAGGUUGUUUAAGCAGCUAGCUGGUCAAAUUCAUACAACGCUGUCCAUUGGGAAUCCUACUAUGAAUGAUGUGAAACAAGCAAUGGAGAAUGUUUUAGCUCUAGAUAGGGCAUUCCCACUUCCAUUACUAGGUGCUAUGCUUGAAAAAUUCCCAUCGACUGUCAAGCCAGCAGUUUGGUGGCCACGACAAGAGCAAAGACAGCCCAAGAAACAUAGAGAUGGAAAUGGAUGGAAUAAAGAAUUGGAAGAUGAAAUGAGGGAGAUUGUUGGGGUUUUGAAGAGAAAAGACAAGGCAGAUUACUCGAGAUUAGGAGAAGUCGCCCUAAAAAUUAACAAGAUAAUGGCUAUUUCUGGUCCUUUAUUAACCAGCCUUGCAGCAAUAGGCUCAGCUUUUGCGGGUAGUAAUCCGUGGGCAGCCAUAGUAGGAGUGGGUUGUGGGGCUUUAGCAAGCAUUGUAAAUGCAAUUGAGCAUGGAGGCCAAGUCGGUAUGGUAUUUGAGAUGUAUAGGGGCAAUGUUGGUUUCUUCAAGCUUAUGGAAGAGACUAUAGAAUCAAAUAUUAAUGAAAGAGAUGUUAGGAGGAGAGAAAAUGGAGAAAUGCUUGAAAUGAAGGUCGCUCUUCAGUUAGGUAGGAGCCUUUCAGAGCUAAGGAAUCUUGCUGCAUCUACUUCGCCAAGAAAUGAGGAGACUGCUGAAGAAUUUGGUAGCAAGCUUUUUUAAUUAUUAAUUAGUAGAGCUUAGCCUUGACUAUUCUUCUUAACUUGAUGUGAUCAUAUAACAUAAGUUGAUUUAUGUACAUAACUGCAGAUCAUGGUUAAAUUGAUUCAGUUUGUAUAA
Messenger RNA from Ricinus communis (castor bean), 1515 nucleotides. RefSeq names its product probable F-box protein At4g22030. The transcript has a single exon. Bases 124 to 1398 code for a protein of 424 amino acids. NCBI's taxonomy places the organism in Eukaryota, Viridiplantae, Streptophyta, Magnoliopsida, Malpighiales, Euphorbiaceae. The record is from RefSeq and is a predicted model, not a curated record.